AACAAUUAAACAAUAAACCCCACCAAUAUUUUUUCCAAUAAAAAACCCCCACUAAUUUAACCCCAAUCACCAAACCGAACAAACUUAAUUUUUUUAAAAACUCCGUCCAUUUGCAAAAUAUUUUUAAAUACUUUCUGUCCUUGUUUAAAUUAACACCAAUCGAUCCCUUUUAUUUCCUCGCGCAUUUCCCAUCUCUUCGUCUCCUUCCUUGCAUCUCUCCCCUUGUCGCCUCUGUUCUUGAAUUUCUCGCCGGAAUACGGCCGGCGAGGCGAAGCUCGCCGGAGAACCGCACCGCAUCGGCGGCUAGCUUGCAGAGUCCGUCCUCCGAGUCUGGGCUCUGAAUUCAGGGUCGGGAGUCUGAAUUCCAGGCGCGAGGUAGUGUUCAUAGAAGAGUCCACGAUGGCGACAACGGAGGCUUCGCCGGCCGCGGCUGAUGCCGAGCAGCCGGCGCCGGAGACGGCGACGACACCGACGCUGGCGAGCUCUCAGCCUGCGCCGGCUGCUCCUACGGCCGCGCCAGCGGUGCCGGCGGCUGUUGCUGGGAGAGGAGACGGGAAGAGGAAGCGGGGGAGGCCGCGGAAAUACGGGCCGGACGGGAGCCUGCUGCGGCCGCUGAAUGCGACACCGAUCUCGGCGUCGGUGCCGGACGACGCGGGCGGGGCGCAGUACACGCCGGCUGCUGCCGUCGGGGCCGUCAUGAAGAGGGGCAGGGGCCGCCCGGUGGGGUUCGUCAGCCGCGCGACGCCAAUAUCCGUGGCAGUGACGGCCGCCGCGCCCACUGCUGCGGUGGUCGUGUCAGCGCCGGGGCCGCAGCCACAGCUCGGGCCACUCGGUGAAUUGGUAGCUUGUGCUUCUGGUGCAAAUUUUACACCUCAUAUCAUUAAUGUUGCUGCUGGUGAGGAUGUCAAUAUGAAGGUCAUAUCUUUCUCCCAACAAGGUCCAAGGGCAAUUUGCAUUCUAUCUGCCAAUGGUGUGAUUGCAAAUGUUACACUGCGUCAACAGGACACCUUAGGUGGUACAGUUACUUAUGAGGGCCGGUUUGAGCUGCUCUCCUUGUCUGGAUCUUUCACUCCGUCCGAUAACGGCGGCGCCACCAGAAGCCGCUCCGGUGGGAUGAGCGUCUCCUUAGCGGCCGCCGACGGUCGUGUCAUCGGAGGCGGAGUUGCCGGCCUCCUCGUGGCCGCUAGCCCUGUCCAGGUCGUGGUAGGAAGCUUCCUCCCGAGCUACCAGCUGGACCAGAACGCCAACAAGAAGCCGGUCAUCGAGAUCACGACAAUUUCGCCGGCGCCGACGCCGGCGACCGUCGGGUUCACGAUCUCCAGCGGCGACAUGGAGGACUCGUACAGCGGCAGCCAGCACCUGCGGUCCGGGACGGCGAAAGGGAGCUCGACGGCGGCGGUGUUCAAGGUGGAGAACUGGACGGCGCCUGCGCCGCAGCAGCCGGCGGCGCCCGAUCAGGCGAGGAAGACGCCGCCGCCGGCGUCUGAGGCCAAAGUCACCGUCCCCGGUGGGUGAGGCUUGCGGAUCAUCCCGCGGCUCGUCGAUCGGCUUGCACAUCAAUCUCCAUCACAUGCGUGCCGGCCGAUUGAACCACUUGCAUGAUGCAGUCCUUCAGGGAUAGCUAGCUCUCUGAUGACAAUCAGGGCCCUGCAGUUUAUAGGGAAUAUAAUUCAGUAAUUCAGCAACCCUCAAUGAUGCCAUUUCAGUACAAAAUGGAUUGAUUUACUUGCACAUUGUCAGGCGCGUGAAGAUGCAUGCUACUAUAGCUCUUAGUAUUAAUUAGGUGUUGACAUUUUAUUUGCACGACGCUUAUACAUCCAUCCUAGUAUCAA
Messenger RNA from Panicum hallii, 1832 nucleotides. Its product is annotated as AT-hook motif nuclear-localized protein 7-like. The transcript is spliced from 6 exons. Lineage: Eukaryota; Viridiplantae; Streptophyta; Magnoliopsida; Poales; Poaceae. The record is from RefSeq and is a predicted model, not a curated record. Bases 400 to 1515 code for a protein of 371 amino acids. Gene Ontology annotation, molecular function: minor groove of adenine-thymine-rich DNA binding.